AGGCGAUUUGGGAAAAUAAAGUUCCGUUGACUUGCCGGAGUGAUAUUGUGUGUAGCACCUGCUGUCCACGUAAUCCUACGGACAGACAGUCACACAUAUAGCCAGUCGGCUUACAGACACACCACGUAUCAGUGAUGAUGGCGAGCUAACUUCAACCGAUAUUAAAUCAAGUUGUUUUAUAUUUGCGAAGUAGUAUAUGCGUUUACCCCGGAAGCUAACAGGAACAUAUUUUGAUGUCAUCUUGAAGUGGUGACAUUCGCUUAGUUGGAGGGAGAGAUCGAACACAUGGCAAGAUGGAAGACGGGAGGAAAAGUUUGACUUUCCAAAUGCAAAUAGGUCUUACUCGAGACCAAAUAAAUGUUGAUGGGGAACUGACUUUAGCGAGCUUGAAAGACAUCGCCUGUUCGUUUGUGGAUAGAAAGCUUUUUUCCUUCCCUGAUAAUUUUCCUGAGCAUGGGUUUUAUGGCCUGGUGGACAAAAUACUUCUAUUCCGCCAUGAUGUCAGUAGUGCCAAUGUCCUCCAGAUGAUCAACUCACCGGCCGACGUUAAGGAAGGAUGCUUGGUAGAGGUCGUCUUGUCUGCCCAGACCACUAUGGAGGACCUACAGAUCAGGCCUCACCUGCUGUUUGUACACUCUUACAAAUCACCACACUUCUGUGAUUUCUGUGGGGAGAUGCUCUUUGGACUCGUCAAACAGGGCCUAAAGUGUGAAGGGUGUGGCUUGAACUUCCAUAAACGUUGUGCCUUCAAGAUUCCCAACAAUUGCUCAUAUGACCGUCAACGGCGGCCAUCGACCAGUAGUCUGUCAUACUCCAUGAGGGAGAAGGUGGACAUGAACACUAUGCCAGACACAGGAAGUCAGACUCUAGCAGUACCAAAUCAACAGUCUCUCCCGCUGGUGGGGGAACCACGCAGCAGUCGCUCCAAGUCAUUAGGGGGGCGACCAAUCUGGAUGGAGCGAGAAUUGUAUGGGCGCAUCAAACUCAAAGUGCCUCACACAUUCAAUGUCCACAACUACACACGCCCCACUAUCUGCCAGUGGUGCCGUCGGCUACUCAAGGGUCUCUUCAGGCAGGGCCUGCAGUGUAAAGAUUGCAGGUUUAACUGCCACAAGAAGUGUGCACAGUAUGUGCCUAAGGACUGUACAGGAGAGAUGCUACAGUAUGAAGGGGCCCCUGAGCCAAGCGAGAUGGGGGACACAAACAGCACUAUUGAUACAGAUAACACAGAUGCCCUAUCAUUUUCAUAUGAGGAGGGAUCUCCGCCAGAGGAGGAAGAGGAAUCAGACCCAAAACCUCCCCUCAGCCCAACUGGUAGUAACAUUCCACUGCAGAGGAUCGUGCAAUCAAUUAAACACACAAAGAGGACUGGGUCCAAGAUCAUCAAGGAUGGCUGGAUGGUCCACUACACAGACAGAAACCCACAGAGGAAAAGACAUUAUUGGAAGUUGGACUCCAAGUCAAUAACACUGUACCAAUCAGAAAAUACCAGUAAAUACUACAAGGAAAUAGCACUAGCAGACAUAUUAUGCAUAGAGCAGACUAAGGUGAAACAGCUUGUGGACAUGUCCAAGGCUCCUAAUGUGUUUGAGAUCCGACUCCAGUCCGCAACCUAUUUUGUUGGGGAGGAUCCAACCUUCAACGGUCGGGAGGGUAACAUUGUCGUGUCCUCCGAGAGUGGCAGUGGACUAGAGCAGGCCCGGUACUGGGAACACGCCAUUCGUCAGGCCCUAAUGCCUGUCACUCCAACAACUAGCGUGGUGGGGGAGAAACCAGGACAGCAUGGCUCAGGCACUGAUGAACAACAGUAUUUUGUUAUUCAGGACAUCAGUCAGUUGUACCAGAUAUACCCUGACGAUGUGCUAGGUUCAGGACAAUUUGGUAUCGUAUAUGGAGGGAAGCACAGGAAGACCAAUAGGGAAGUGGCUAUCAAAGUCAUAGAUAAAUUACGAUUCCCGACAAAACAGGAAGCUCAACUCAAAAACGAAGUGUCAAUUUUACAGAACCUACAUCAUCCAGGAGUCGUUAACUUGGAGAAAAUGUUUGAGACCCCAGAACGGAUAUUUGUUGUGAUGGAAAAGCAGAAGGGUGAUAUGUUAGAAAUGAUUCUUUCUAGUCCUAAAGGUCGACUCAGUGAGAGGGUUACGAAGUACCUUAUAUCGCAGAUCCUGGUUGCCCUUAAACACCUACACUCAAAACAUAUAGUACAUUGUGAUCUGAAGCCUGAGAAUGUUCUGUUGUCAUCAGAGACUGCCUUUCCUCAGGUGAAAUUAUGUGAUUUUGGUUUUGCACGUAUCAUCGGUGAAAAGUCUUUCCGUAGGUCUGUGGUAGGCACCCCAGCGUACCUUGCUCCAGAAGUGCUCAAAAGUAAAGGCUAUAAUCGAUCUCUAGAUAUGUGGUCAGUAGGAGUGGUCAUCUACGUCAGUAUUAGUGGAACAUUCCCUUUCAAUGAGGAUGAGGAAGUGAGUGAUCAGAUACAGAACGCCUCGUUCAUGUACCCCCCUAACCCCUGGAAGGAUAUAUCACAGGAAGCUAAAAGUUUUAUCAAGCAAAUAUUUGUUACAAAUUUGCAAAAGCGGCCUCCUGUUUACCAGAUAAUGACGCAUCCGUGGCUAGUACAGGACUACCAGACUUGGUGUGACCUACGAAAGCUGGAGGAAAUGGUUGGCCAGCGCUACCUCACACAUGAGUCAGACGAUGACCGCUGGGAACAGUAUCGCAAGGAGCGCUCCCUCAAAGUGUGGAAGGACAUUGGAAUGAAAGGUGUGAACGAGACCUAUAACCUGAGUAAAGCUCGCAGUGAGCGUGUCAGUACUGGUGGUGCUUCCUGAUGUGGUGCACUCUCGUCACCUUGAUAUUGUAAUAUUGUACCACUCCUUCCAGCCACCUCGCCCACUGGGCCACGCCCACUCGGUCACUCUCCUUACCACACCCACCUGGCAAGCCUAUGACCACAACAGCCACAGCAUUUACUCCAUCCAGCAACCUUGUCCUGUUUUAUACAGCCAUUUGUAAUGUUGCCAUUUCUUCUUGUAUGGGAUUUUUCUAUCUUAUUGCAUGCAAAUUUCAUUGAAAAACCCUCCGAAGAUAAUGUAUACAAAGAAACAACUUGUUAUUGUUGUACCUACACUAAACAAGGAUACUGGCAAUUUAAAUGCAUGCAGAUAAUCCCAUAUUAGCAAGUGUCAAUCCUUUAAUAUGAAAUUGUAUAACCCCUUCAUAUCUGGAAUAAAUGUCAGUUUUAAAGGAAAUAUUUACAUUAUGUUCUAAAAAAUCAAAAUGAAUUUCUCAGAAGUUGACGACAUAAACAGCUCGGUGUAAACUAUAUGGCAAUGACAAAGAAUUGGGUUUUUUGUUUUUUUGAAAAGAAAAUAAUGUGAUAUAGUUUUUGGGAUAAAAUUAUGAUUUACAGUUUUCAUUUUAUUGUUAUUUGCAUGACAAAUUGUCUUUUAGCAUGCCUUUCAAAUAAGAAUACCUCAAUUAUUUUGUCUCAGACUUCUAAAUGGAUAUUGUGUUGAUAAAAAAAUGUUAUUUUAGCAUGUCUAUGAGAUAAAAGAUUCCCUCAAUUUCUCUUGUCAUGUACAUCAUAUAAUUGUAAUUUUGUAAUUUUAUCAAUUGAAUUGUAUUAAUCUUAAUUGAAAUGGAAACUUUAAGAUGAGUAUCUGACUCCAUGUUAGCUGUGGACAAUGGUAUGAAGGCCAAGGUUGAUCAGGUCUCAUGUUAAUUACUUCACUGGUCCUCAAAGUAGCAAUUCGUGUCCCCAACAAAACCUUCCACUCCCACCUUAAAGCAAAUAGAUGCGCAAACGUCAUCUUUCCAUUUAACACAUUGCAGACCCAUUAAUUAUUGUCCUCAAUUAAGUUUUCAUUUUUCUAAUGUAGAGACAUUACCAAUAUGGUAUGUCUAGAUUUAAUGGGAUACAAAAAUAAUGGAGGAUUUGUUUUGUUGUUAGAUUUAGAAAUAACCUUUCUGUAUUUUUUAACUCUCUCCAGAAGUAGAAUGCUACAGCAGUUGUAGAUUGAAAGGUCUUGAACAUACACACAACUUAUUAUGGCAUUGGGAGGAAAUACAGUUUACCUAGAGCCAUGAGUAAGUCUGUCAGCUUUUGAAUGGAAAUCUCUUAGUCGGGGUGAUCUCCAGCUUUACUAAGUCUUUUGGUGGGAAUCCCCAGGGGAAAUUUCCAUUACAUUACAAUAUCUACUAGAGGAAGUCCCCAUGGGUGAUCCCAACAUUACAUUACAAUAUCUACUAGAGGAAAUCCCCAUGGGUGAUCCCAACAUUACAAUAUCUAUUGGAGGAUAUCCCCAUGGGUGAUCCCAACAUUACAAUAUCUCCUGGAGGAAAUCACCAUGGGUGAUCCCAACAUUACAAUAUCUACUGGAGGAAGUCCCCAUAGGUGAUCCCAACAUUACAAUAUCUAUUGGAGGAGAUAUCCCCAUGGGUGAUCCCAACAUUACAAUAUCUAUGGGAGGAAAUCUCCAUGGGUGAUCCCAACAUUACAAUAUCUCCUGGAGGAAAUCCCCAUGGGUGAUCCCAACAUUACAAUAUCUACUGGAGGAAAUCUUCAUGGAUGAUCCCAACAUUACAAUAUCUAUUGGAGGAAAUCUCCAUGGGUGAUCCCAACAUUACAAUAUCUAUUGGAGGAAAUAUCCCCAUGGGUGAUCCCAACAUUACAAUAUCUACUGGAGGAAGUCCCCAUAGGUGAUCCCAACAUUACAAUAUCUAUUGGAGGAUAUCUCCAUGGGUGAUCCCAACAUUACAAUAUCUAUUGGAGGAAAUAUCCCCAUGGAUGAUCCCAACAUUACAAUAUCUAUUGGAGGAAAUCCCCAUGGAUGAUCCCAACAUUACAAUAUCUAUUGGAGGAUAUCCCCAUGGGUGAUCCCAACAUUACAAUAUCUACUGGAGGAAGUCCCCAUGGGUGAUCCCAACAUUACAAUAUCUAUUGGAGGAUAUCCACAUGGGUGAUCCCAACAUUACAAUAUCUUUUGGAGAGAACCCCUAUGGGUGAUUUCCAUCAUAACAAUUGGGAAAUAUUCAGCAUUACACUUCUAUUGGACGGAAUAACCAGAUUUCAGAUUAUUUAUAAAGUAUGGUGGGAGACACUAAAGGCCUUUCGCACAAAGGGAAGGCGAGGUCGUGGCAUAACACUUUACCAUGUGGCCUACUUGCAAUUCAUAUUUUGUACUGUUUUUACCCUAUGUUGACAUUCAAUGUUUAUAAAGUAUAUUUAUAUGUUUUGUGGUAUAUGCAUAUAAUUUAUUUGUAUGUUAUAUUUUUAGGGGGAGGGGGACAUUCUUUUUAAGUAUAUGUUUGUUAAAUCAAAACUCAUCCCUUUUUAUACAGUUUUACAGUGUCCCUUGUUACUAUGAGUGUCAGCAGACCAACCCUCAAAUGUAUUUGUUCAUCUGUCUGUAAACAAGCAUAUAACAGAUUAAGGGCCAAAUCCUCAAUUGUAACUCUUGAUCAGCCAUGUAAAAGAGUCUAACCUUCAAUCAUCUCUGUCCAUCUUUCUGUUAACAAACCUGCAAUAGAUUAAGAGUCCAAUCUAACCCAGAACUAUUCAUCUGUCAGCAUUGUUGUAAUCAAACGGUUCUGUUAUUCGAUACACAUAUCCUCUCUAUCAAGAUUGAGCCCUUGGUUUUGAAGAUGAUCCGUCGACCAACAACAAAUACAUAAUAGGGUAAGGGUCAACUUACCAUUACACUCGCUAGGUCAGAGAGUAUUCUGUCAGGUGUCAACUCCCACGUCUUACAGAGAUGUUAUUACACUCGCUAGGGCAGAGAGUAUUCUGUCAGGUGUCAACUCACACGUCUUACGGAGAUGUUAUUACACUCGCUAGGUCAGAGAGUAUUCUUUCAGGUGUCAACUCACACGUCUUACAGAGAUGUUAUUACACUCGCUAGGUCAGAGAGUAUUCUGUCAGGUGUCAACUCACACAUCUUACAGAGAUGUUUAGAUAGAAUAGGUUUAAAUACAUGUGUUGACAGAGAUAUGAAAUAAGGAUAGGUUUAGCUUCAUGUCUUACACCUACAUCCUAACCUUAAACUUGGACUUGUACAGUAGUUGAACUUCACCUAGUCAAAUACAUCUGUUUGUUAGAUAAUUGACCUAGGCUAUGAAGUUGUAGGUUCUAAACCCUAUCAGGCUCUUGCAUUUUUCCACUCCUUUAACAUUGAACUGAAAUCACCUGUAAGCUAUAAAAGGGUGGGGAGUCAUUAUCCAGACUGAAAUCACCUGUAAGCUAUAAGAGGGUGGGGAGUCAUGAUCCAAAAGAUUUGUUGCUGUUUACAGAAAACAGAUAUUUUGUUUUUCACUGUAAUGAUACAGAUUAUUGUUUAUCACUGUAAUGAUACAGAUUAUUGUUUGAGAACACAAUUUUACCAAGGUCAUUGGGGAUGACAUAUAGCAAAGGUAUCAGAAAUAAAUCCAGUGUUUUGGUGGAUUUUAAGAAAUAUGCCAGUAAGUAAGAGAAUUCAAUGUAGCCAGUUGAAUUUGUAUACAUUAUAAAUGGUAGUGAAGGCUUGUAUCAGGCUUUCUAAAACAUCGGGGAAAGUGGUCAGUUGUCGAUCUUCCCGUUGUUGUAACAGAGAGUGUAGUACCUGUCCAGGUUUAACCAUAGCUGUUGUGAGGAUGUCAACCUCCAAUAAAACAACGCCGCCAUUAUAUAUAUCUCCCUCCAAAAGUCUGACUCUCUCUUAAUUGUGUAUUUCAGUAUCAUGUUAUUUUUACCUGAGGGUGAAAAACCUAAUAAAUUUGCCUUUUUAUUGGCAUAUCAGCAGACAAUAUACUAUAAAUCUUAGUUGACUGGUCAGUUAUAUAAAACUCAGGUACGUAGUACAUGAACUAUUUAUGUAGUCGGGUAUCCUGUGCAAACGGCCUAAAUGAUCUGAUUUAACUUCAUGUGAUUUUAGUGUGCAGUAAAAUUAUUAUUAUAAGGUACUGAUUGUUUAAUAGAUCUGAUAAUAUUGAAUAGCAUAAUAAUGGAUAAACUAAUAACUUGUGUAUCACACAUACCAGGAAUAUUUGUCAUCAUUGUUACCCUGUAACUUUUACAUUACACAGUAACUAUGAUAGUAUGAUUGCUAUUUUUGUUUUUUCCGACCUUAUAAUAAAAUCAAUUUACUGAUUUCAUGAUUGAUGGUGAUUCAAUAAUCUUAUGAUUAACCCAAUAAGUGCUAAAGUUUCACAGUUAUAUAUGCAUUCGUGUAUGAGGUCAUAUUCACUCCCGUUUUCACAAGUAGGGGCCGUAAUUACUAAUGAAGUUUCAUUCAAAUCAAUUUGAUGUCAUUCAGAUUGAUUUAAUGUUGGUAUAUGUGAGAUGUCUUAGUGUUUUAUGUGGUAACUUUCUGUGGUAAAUAUAACUAAAUUGAUCAAAGCACACUCACUCUGUAUAAAUACUGGAUUAAAUGGGAUAAUAUAGAGACUAGUACACGCUUUAAAAGCACACUUUUAUGAAAUUAAACAACAGAAAAGGUUCAAGUUUAUGAAAUAGUGCAUGUUAGGUGGUAAUGUUGAUGUAAUACGAGAUUCUGUAUUGUUUCUCUUCAGUAACUCCUGAAUGGUCUAUAAUUUACAGUUUUAUAAACUACUUCAGUAAUAUAAGUUUUAAUAAAGUCUAGAGAGAACAUUGCAAAUGAAACUCUAUUUACUUAAAAAAAUAUAGUCUAGAACAUCUGUAAAAUAUAUAUUUAUAAUGAUGAGAGAGAGGGAGAAAGCAAGUGUGCAUUAACAUUUAUAUUAAAACUUCUUCCAAAGAUGCAAUAUACACACAUUUAAGUUAUUAUUUCAAUGUUGAUAUUAAUUCCUUCCCUAUAGUUUGUAUGAUGUUAUAAAGACGAUGUAUUCACACAUUAUACUGAUGCUACUUCAUCAGUUAAUCAUUGAGGAACUCAUUUUGUGAUAUUAGUAUCAGCACUGACGUUAUCCUUAAUAGAAGAUUGCCCUCCAAUCAGAAACAUGUGCUCCAGUAUUUAGAUGAUGACAGGGCUAAUCUCCGCUCUGAUAUUGCCUAAUAAAAACAAUGGAGGCCAGAUACACACAUGUGAAAUGUUGUGUUCUCAUCAUUGUUAAGUUAUAACUAACCCCUAGUAUUCAUCAGACUUGUUUUGAUCAUGUAUCAUCAUAUGCAACACUGUGAAACAGUUAGUAGCCAAUAGCUGCCUUAUAAUUAGACCAACACUGAUUUAGUUGAGAUCUCUAUUUCGUGCAUGUUGUCCUGUACUGUAUAUAUACAUUAUGCCUCGGUAUCAGUUCAUACAGAAUUACGUCCCCCACCCAGCUGUAGGUCUCCAAAAUACGGGGGAUGGGGCUAUAUUUCUUAAAAGCACAGGAAGUUGGGCUGCAAUCUGCAAAAUACAGUAGAUGGGACUUUAUUUUUAUAAAAUACAGAGGAUGGUGCUUAUUUUUCACUAUAUACAGGGACCAGGUUUGUACUUCAGCAAAAUACAGUGGAUGGUGCUGUAGGUCUGCAAAAUGCAGGGGAUGGGGAUACGGGUCUGAAGGGAUGGGGAUACGGGUCUGAAGGGAUGGGGAUACGGGUCUGAAGGGAUGGGGAUUUGGGUCUGAAGGGAUGGGGAUACGGGUCUGAAGGGACCUAUCUUUCUGUUAACUAUGGGGUUUGGCUAUGGGUCUUCACACUGCAUUGGAUUAUGGAUUUAGCAUCUUUAGAGAGGAGACAUGUAGUCUGAAAUGCACUAGGGACAGGGUAUGGGGAUAAACUCCAGAGAAUGAGUCCCCUAACUCAUUGACCCCAACUCACAUGGUUAAUAACGUUGAUCUGUAGAGGGGUUGUAUUUCUGUGAACUGAUGCUCUGUAGCAACUGUAAAUUAAUUCAUGUGAAUCAAUUAAUAUUGUAAAGUAUUAUAUUAUCAUUGUGUAUAUACUAAAUAUUAUAAAUGUCAGAGAUGGCUUCACAACAAACAGCCUGUUCAUGUCCAGUUUGUUAUGUUUAAUAUAUAUUUAGAUGGAGCUAUAUGUAUAUAACAGGUCUUUUUAAGCAAUCAUGCAAAUUGCUUUUCUCUUUAUGCAAAGGAAGACAAAAUGUAUAUUGUUCCUACCUCUUGGGAACACUAAAGACACUAUGAUAGGUAACAAUAUAUUAGCACCUGUCAGGUCACACUCCUCUUCAGUAACACCUCGGAAAGGUAAAGCUUCCUUAGUAACCGUCAGUCAAGUGGCACUCUUCCUUAGUAACACCUCGGACAGGCAAA
Mizuhopecten yessoensis (Yesso scallop) is the source of this 9210-nucleotide messenger RNA. RefSeq names its product serine/threonine-protein kinase D3-like. Gene Ontology annotation, biological process: protein phosphorylation. The record is from RefSeq and is a predicted model, not a curated record. The transcript is spliced from 23 exons. The coding region runs from base 294 to 2831 and encodes 845 amino acids. Lineage: Eukaryota; Metazoa; Mollusca; Bivalvia; Pectinida; Pectinidae. Gene Ontology annotation, molecular function: protein serine/threonine kinase activity; ATP binding.